UCGAUGCGAUCGGCUCUGGGCCCUGCCGUGAGUUCUCGGUGCGGGCGACAGCGCUGCUGAACAUGGCGUCAGACGGGAUGAUUUUAACGAACCACGACCACCAAAUCCGGGUCGGAGUCUUGACAGUGAGUGACAGCUGUUUUCGAAACCUUGCAGAGGACCGCAGUGGCGUCAACCUCAAAGACCUCGUCCACGACCCCUCCCUGUUGGGGGGUAUGAUUGCGGCCUACAAGAUAGUACCAGAUGAAAUAGAUGAAAUUAAGGAGACAUUGGUGGAUUGGUGCGAUGAAAAGGAACUUAACCUCAUCUUAACCACCGGAGGCACCGGGUUCGCCCCAAGAGACGUCACACCAGAGGCCACUAAGGAAGUGAUAGAGCGCGAGGCUCCAGGGAUGUCUCUGGCAAUGCUGAUGGGAUCCUUAAACGUCACACCGCUAGGCAUGCUUUCCAGACCAGUGUGCGGUAUCCGAGGGAAGACGCUCAUCAUUAACUUACCAGGAAGCAAGAAAGGCUCCCAGGAGUGCUUCCAGUUCAUCCUGCCAGCGUUGCCGCACGCCAUCGACCUCCUUCGGGACGCAGUGGUCAAGGUAAAGGAGGCGGCAGACGAGCUGGAGGACCUGCCGUCGCCACCUCCGCCCCUCUCACCGCCGCCUAACAGUUCGCCACGUCGCCAGACAGAGGACAAGGGCGUGCAAUGUGAGGAGGAGGACGAGGAGAAGAAGGACAGCGGCGUGGCGUCCACUGAGGACAGCUCCUCCUCCCACAUCACCGCUGCAUCCAUUGCUGCCAAGAUCCCAGACUCCAUUAUCUCGCGGGGUGUGCAGGUGUUGCCAAGGGAUACAGCGUCUCUCAGUACCACGCCCUCGGAGUCACCCCGCGCCCAGGUCACCUCUCGGUUCUCUACAGCCUCCUGUCCCACACCCAAAGCGCGGCUCCCCUCCUGUUCAUCUACCCUAAGCAUUGCUGAGGCCUCACGAAGAGAAUUCAGGGCUCACCUGGAUGAGGUCAUCACGCUCAAGUCAAGGUACUCUACCUUGGACCAGCUCCAGUGUAGGUUGGAGGGGCUUAAAGAUGAUCGCAGGAGGACCUUCAGCUCUCGAGUGCAGUCACGAUGCAGCAGCAAAGAAAAUAUCCUAAGAUCAAGUCACAGUGCAGUGGACAUCACUAAGGUUGCCCGAAGGCACCGCAUGUCCCCCUUCCCCCUCACCUCCAUGGACAAGGCCUUCAUCACUGUGCUAGAGAUGACCGCUGUCCUGGGCACUGAGAUCAUCAACUACAGAGAUGGGAUGGGUCGAGUCCUCGCUCAGGACGUUUAUGCCAAAGACAACCUGCCACCCUUCCCUGCUUCUGUCAAGGAUGGUUAUGCUGUGAGAGCGGCCGACGGCCCAGGUGACCGCUUCAUCAUUGGAGAGUCCCAAGCUGGAGAGCAGCCUACCCACACAGUCAUGCCUGGCCAGGUGAUGAGGGUGACGACGGGUGCUCCCAUCCCCUGUGGAGCCGACGCUGUAGUCCAAGUGGAAGACACCGAACUGCUCCGUGAAUCUGAAGACGGAACAGAGGAGCUGGAGGUACGAAUCCUAGUACAGGCUCGUCCAGGGCAGGACAUCAGGCCUAUCGGGCAUGACAUUAAGCGCACCGAGUGUGUGUUGGCAAAGGGCACCCACAUGGGCCCCUCUGAAAUUGGUCUCCUGGCCACAGUCGGAGUCACGGAGGUGGAGGUUCAGAAAUUCCCCGUGGUGGCUGUAAUGUCCACAGGAAAUGAGCUGCUUAACCCAGAAGACGACCUCCAUCCUGGGAAGAUCAGGGACAGCAAUCGCUCCACCCUGCUGGCAACUAUACAGGAGCAUGGCUACCCCACUAUCAAUCUAGGCAUUGUGGGAGACAACCCCGAUGACCUUCUCAACGCUCUGAAUGAAGGCAUCAGCCGUGCUGAUGUCAUCAUCACCUCAGGAGGAGUGUCCAUGGGAGAGAAGGACUACCUUAAGCAAGUGCUGGAUAUUGAUCUUCAUGCUCAGAUCCAUUUUGGUCGUGUUUUCAUGAAACCAGGUCUCCCAACAACAUUUGCCACCCUGGACAUAGAUGGUGCUCGCAAACUUAUCUUUGCCCUCCCAGGUAGAAACCCCGUGUCCGCUGUUGUCACCUGUAACCUUUUUGUCAUCCCUGCCUUGAGGAAGAUGCAGGGCAUUUUGGACCCUAGACCCACCAUCAUCAAAGCGAGGGUAGGACCAACAUGGCAAGGAGGGCAUCGUGACCCUCUGACCAAGUCACACAAAGUCAAAGUUCAUCACAACUCGAAGAGCUGGUGGUCUCACAAAUUGUCUUGUGAUGUGAAGUUGGACCCUCGCCCUGAAUAUCACCGCUGCAUUCUGACAUGGCAUCACCAGGAGCCUCUGCCGUGGGCACAGAGCACAGGGAACCAGGUGAGCUGCAGGCUGAUGAGUAUGCGCAGUGCUAACGGGCUCCUGAUGCUACCUCCGAAAACAGAGCAAUACGUGGAGCUGCACAAGGGGGAGGUGGUUGACGUCAUGGUCAUCGGCCGGCUAUGAUGUCAUCAAAGAGGGACCGGGAGUUGGCAUCAUAUAGCGAGGGUUGGAAUGGGUGGUUCACGGUGCAUGUCCACAUAUCAUUGACUAUUCUGUAAUAUGCAACGGCACAGCUAGUUUUUAUUGAUUUGGAUAACGUUGAGGUAUAGUCAACAUCUUGAUCACAACCUAGAUACAUAUGAAAAAAUUAAUUUAAAAAGAUUAUAGUAUUUCAAACAAAGAAAAUAUAACUUUUAAUGAAAAAAUCUAAUUAUAAAAAGAGAUUUAUUCUGUAAUAUAUUAUUAUGAUUAUUCUUAUUAUUAUUAUCAUUAUUCUUCUUAUUAUCAUUAUUAUAUUAAGGCAACUUUGUUCCUUUCAUUGCAAUUGCUUUGUGUGUUCAAUGCUAGACCUUAUCUAUAGCAGUAGCAUUUUAAUAGACAGCUGUAGGUGCCUGCCAGGACAAAAAAAGAAAAUUAUUAUUUUCUCAUCUUUAGUGGAAAAAAAUAAUCUGUUUUUUGAAAAUGAAGAAAACACUGAGGAAGACUCCAGAUUUCCCAUGGUGCUCAGCUAAGAGGAAGAGGGGGCACAUCAAAGCCACUUCCUCUUUUGGGUGCCCAUCAAGGUGACACUUCUGUUUUUCUCUCAUUAGUAUGCAUCAUAAUGGCUUCACAAAGAGCUUUGCUUGUUGUUUAUCUUGUGAGUCUUGUUUAUGUGCGCAGUGCCAAAUGCCUGGGCAGGGAAGAGGUGAUGUUGGGAGGGGGGAGGUGGGGGGACGCACCCCAGUCUGCCCAGACCCUGAAGCUUCCUUAUAUUCACGGUGACCGGGUGUAAACUCUGCCCCGAAACCCCCAAAGGGGCAAGCUGAGCCUGGGAAAAUAAUCUUUUAUUUGAUCAAAUAUUUAAGAAAAAAGAAAGAAAAGAAACAGCUUCUUUAAGUGCUGACAGCCUUUUUAACCAACUUCACAAAAAAUGUACAGAAAAAAUAAGAACCAUAUUGUACAGAUAUAUGUGACCAGCACUCCUAAGGAAAUUAUUAAGCAAUGAGGAGACAUUGAACAACGCUGUACUAUAACAUUUUCUGUAAUGAUAUGAAACUGAUGAAAGAGACUAAGAUAAUAAAAAUCCUUGAUCAUUA
Molecule: messenger RNA, 3658 nt
Organism: Sphaeramia orbicularis (orbiculate cardinalfish)
Lineage: Eukaryota; Metazoa; Chordata; Actinopteri; Kurtiformes; Apogonidae
Gene: gphnb
Product: gephyrin b
Exons: 25
Coding region: 63-2546 (827 amino acids)
Biological process (GO): establishment of synaptic specificity at neuromuscular junction; Mo-molybdopterin cofactor biosynthetic process; gamma-aminobutyric acid receptor clustering
Cellular component (GO): postsynaptic membrane; cytosol; postsynaptic specialization
Molecular function (GO): molybdopterin molybdotransferase activity
Source: RefSeq, a predicted model, not a curated record